Messenger RNA from Symbiodinium natans, 816 nucleotides. Lineage: Eukaryota; Dinophyceae; Suessiales; Symbiodiniaceae. The record is from the annotation of a GenBank genome assembly.
AUGCCGGUUUGGGCAGAAGCUAUCCAUGAGCUCGAUGAUGCUCUUUACUUCCUGGACAUUUGCGCAGUUCAGGCGGGGAUUGACGCAGGGAUGAUCUUAGGUGACAUUAUUGCAGAGACGCGUCAGCUGCUGGAUGAAGUGGAUCACAGGGUGGCUGCAUGCGAGCAGAAAGUCAGAGCAGUCGCGGAUGCAAUGAUGCGAGAGGAAAUUGAGCACUACAGGACACGCAAAAGUGGUAUCACUGAAAUGGCUGAGGCAGCUUUGCGCCGCUUUUCCGGGACAUCAGAGCCGAGGAUGCGAGACGAGGCAGUUCGCAGUAUGGCAGAGCUGCGGAAAGUCGAGGAGCAGAUUCGUCAAGCAAGCGCUGAGCUGCGAAAGCAUUGCCUCAGAUACCAAGGCAUCAAGGAGGCGAAGGAAACCGCGGAGAACGCGGCGGCUGCCUUGUGGAGAAGACUUGCUUCGGAGGAAACCCAGCGCCGCUCAGGGAAGUUUGUCAAAGACGGCAGGGAGCACGAGAUGUCCUUUGCUGAUGCGUCCGCUACGAAAGAACUGGUCGCUGUGCAGGAUUCGUUGCAGUCUACUGCGUCAACAGCCGGUUACGUGAGUGGAGAGAAGGUUCACAUCUGGAGCAAAAGCCAGGGAAUGUGGUGCACGGAUGGGGUCGUGAAGAAGGUCCUUGACGAGGACGCGCCACAGAUGGGCUACGUGCUCCCUGCGGGAUCGGUCCAAGUCAUGUUCAGUGCAGGCGAGAAGUGGGUGACCCCAGACCAAUUUCCGCACGUACUGAGGAGGCCACACGGACAACCAGAGGGGUAG